Messenger RNA from Aspergillus caelatus, 1314 nucleotides. RefSeq names its product 3-deoxy-7-phosphoheptulonate synthase. Lineage: Eukaryota; Fungi; Ascomycota; Eurotiomycetes; Eurotiales; Aspergillaceae. Gene Ontology annotation, molecular function: 3-deoxy-7-phosphoheptulonate synthase activity. Bases 199 to 1293 code for a protein of 364 amino acids. The transcript is spliced from 3 exons. The record is from RefSeq and is a predicted model, not a curated record. Gene Ontology annotation, biological process: aromatic amino acid biosynthetic process. Gene Ontology annotation, cellular component: cytoplasm.
CGCAACUUCUGCAUGCAAUUGAUCUUCCAACUAUCAAUCACUCGUCUUCGGAGUACUCUGACUAUAAAGCUGCUACCAAUCCUCUUAAUACCUUAGUCGAUUGUUACCUUCUUAAUACUCUGUCGACUGCUACUGUACUACCAUAUACCUCUCCCCCUCUUCUAUUCUUUUGAGACUUUACCCCCCGCUACAAACACAAUGCCCCUCGUUAACACAACAGAGUUCAGUGAGGACACUCGUGUCCUCGGAUACGAUCCUUUGCUAUCCCCUCAGUACCUUCAGUCCGAGAUCCCAGCUCCUGCAGAAGCAACUGCCACUGUUCGCUCGGGCCGUAACCAAGCCGUUGAGAUUAUCGAGCAGCGCGAUGACCGUCUUCUGGUGAUGGUCGGCCCCUGCUCCAUCCAUGAUCCUGCCACCGCUCUGGAAUAUGCCACCUGUCUCAAGGAGCUCGCUGGGAAGCUCUCGUCCGACCUUUGCAUCAUCAUGCGCGCCUACCUGGAGAAGCCCCGCACCACAGUGGGAUGGAAGGGUCUGAUCAACGACCCGGAUAUUGACGAGUCCUACAACAUCAACAAGGGUCUGCGCAUCUCACGUAAGCUUUACGCCGAUCUGACCAGCAUGGGCAUGCCUAUUGCCAGCGAGAUGCUCGAUACCAUCUCUCCUCAGUACCUUGCGGAUCUCAUCUCACUCGGCGCUAUCGGUGCCCGUACAACCGAGUCCCAAUUGCACCGUGAGCUGGCCUCCGGUCUGAGUUUCCCCAUUGGCUACAAGAACGGCACUGACGGCAACCUUACCGUCGCCAUUGACGCUAUUGGUGCUGCCGCUCACCCCCACCGUUUCCUCGGUGUCACCAAGCAGGGUCUCGCGGCCAUCACCAAGACCUCAGGUAACGAGCACGGUUUCGUGAUCAUGCGUGGAGGCAGCAAGGGUACCAACUACGACCGGGAGAGCAUCCGUCAGGCUCGUGAGGCCCUGCGCGGCAAGAAGCAGCGUGAGGUGCUCAUGGUCGACUGCUCCCACGGCAACUCCAACAAGAACCACCGUAACCAGCCCCUGGUCGCCAAGGAAGUCGCCGACCAGAUGCGCGAGGGCCAGGACGCUAUUGUUGGUGUCAUGAUCGAGUCCAACAUUCACGAGGGCAACCAGAAGGUCCCCGCCGAGGGCCCCAAGGGCCUCAAGAAGGGUGUCAGCAUCACGGAUGCUUGCAUUGACUGGGAGACCACCGUCACCGUGUUGGAGGAUCUCGCCGAUGCCGUCCGCGCUAGACGUGCCGCCAAGGCCUCCAGCGCUUGAUUCAAGUUGGGUUGAGUAGUG